CACCAUGUCGCUGUCGCGCACGGAGGAGAUGCACCGGCUCACGGAAAACGUCUACAAGACCAUCAUGGAGCAGUUCAACCCCAGUCUCCGGAACUUCAUUGCUAUGGGGAAGAACUACGAGAAGGCCCUGGCGGGUGUCACCUACGCUGCCAAAGGCUAUUUCGACGCCCUCGUGAAGAUGGGCGAGCUAGCCAGCGAGAGCCAGGGCUCCAAAGAACUCGGAGAUGUUCUCUUUCAGAUGGCCGAAGUCCACAGGCAGAUUCAGAAUCAGUUGGAAGAGAUGCUGAAGUCUUUCCACAAUGAGUUGCUCACGCAGCUGGAGCAGAAGGUGGAGCUGGACGCCAGGUACCUGAGCGCCGCGCUGAAGAAGUACCAGACGGAGCAGAGGAGCAAGGGCGAUGCGCUGGACAAGUGCCAGGCCGAGCUGAAGAAGUUGCGGAAGAAGAGCCAGGGCAGCAAGAACCCACAGAAGUACUCGGACAAGGAGCUACAGUACAUCGACGCGAUCGGCAGCAGGCAAGGAGAGCUGGAGAGCUGCGCGGCCGACGGCUACAGGACCGCGCUGACUGAGGAGAGGAGGCGGUUCUGCUUCCUGGUGGAGAAGCAGUGCGCCGUGGCCAAGAACGCCGCUGCCUACCACUCCAAGGGCAAGGAGCUGCUGGCCCAGAAGCUGCCGCUGUGGCAACAGGCGUGCGCGGACCCCAACAAGAUCCCGGAGCGUGCCGUGCAGCUGAUGCAGCAGGUGCCCAGCAACGGCUCUGUCCUCCCGAGCGCCCUGUCGGCCUCCAAGUCCAGCCUGGUCAUCUCAGACCCCAUCCCAGGGGCCAAGCCCCUGCCGGUGCCCCCCGAGCUGGCCCCGUUUGUGGGGCGGCUGUCAGCCCAGGAGAGCACGCCCGUCAUGAAUGGCGUCUCGGGCCCAGAUGGCGAGGACUACAGCCCCUGGGCCGACCGCAAGGCCGUCCAGCCCAAGACCUCGUCUCCUCCACAGUCCCAGAGCAAGCUGAGCGACUCGUACUCCAACACGCUCCCCGUGCGCAAGAGUGUGGCCCCGAAGAACAGCUACGCGGCCACUGAGAACAAGACCCUGCCGCGCUCCAGCUCCAUGGCGGCCGGCCUAGAGCGCAACGGCCGCAUGCGGGUGAAGGCCAUCUUCUCCCACGCGGCUGGGGACAACAGCACCCUGCUGAGCUUCAAGGAGGGGGACCUCAUCACCCUGCUGGUGCCCGAGGCCCGUGACGGCUGGCACUACGGGGAGAGCGAGAAGACCAAAAUGCGGGGCUGGUUUCCCUUCUCCUACACCCGGGUUCUGGACAGCGACGGCAGUGACAGGUUGCACAUGAGCCUGCAGCAGGGCAAGAGCAGCAGCACAGGGAACCUCCUGGACAAGGAGGAGCUGGCCCUCCCCCCGCCUGACUACAACGCAUCGUCCCGCGCCUUCCCUGCCCAGACAGCCGGCCCCUUCAAGCAGAGGCCCUACAGUGUGGCCGUGCCCGCCUUCUCCCAGGGUCUAGAUGACUACGGAGCGCGGGCUGUGAGCAGCGGCACGCUGGUGUCCACAGUGUGAGGACGCGGACCACGGGCCGCCGCUGCUCGGGAGAGCCCCCCAUCCGUCUGGCCUCCGUCGGUUCUCUCCUCCGCGCCCUCGUCAGUUUGUUCUCGGGCUCUUUUCCUCUCUCACCUGCCCCGUCCCGCCUUCCGGUUGGUGACCCCAGACUCUGAGAUCCCCCCAGGGUCCAUGGUGCUGCCCCAUCUCUGCUCCCCGUGUCUACACGCCCCCGGCCCCGUGUGUCCGCCAGGCGGGAGCUGCCAGCUGGGCAGCGGGGGCCCGGCGUCCUCGCCUCUGCUCUGUGGCCGCCAUGCUCACGACGCACUGUCCCUUCUUGAUGGCUCACCUCGAGCCAGGCCUAA
Molecule: messenger RNA, 1908 nt
Organism: Enhydra lutris kenyoni (northern sea otter)
Lineage: Eukaryota; Metazoa; Chordata; Mammalia; Carnivora; Mustelidae
Gene: BAIAP2
Product: BAI1 associated protein 2
Exons: 14
Coding region: 5-1564 (519 amino acids)
Biological process (GO): actin crosslink formation; actin filament bundle assembly; plasma membrane organization
Cellular component (GO): cytosol; nucleoplasm
Molecular function (GO): cytoskeletal adaptor activity; protein binding
Source: RefSeq, a predicted model, not a curated record